Dromiciops gliroides (monito del monte) is the source of this 2253-nucleotide messenger RNA. RefSeq names its product transmembrane protein 229B (gene TMEM229B). Bases 646 to 1149 code for a protein of 167 amino acids. NCBI's taxonomy places the organism in Eukaryota, Metazoa, Chordata, Mammalia, Microbiotheria, Microbiotheriidae. The transcript is spliced from 4 exons. The record is from RefSeq and is a predicted model, not a curated record.
GUCUGCAACCGCAUCCAUACUAUGGGUGAGUGCCACUGGUACACUGAAAUCUUCAGCCACGGCCUCAAUAGCCGUCUUGCUCUCCAGGCAUCUUCCUAAACAGGAGAAGACAAUGCGAGUCUGAGCGGCAGAACGGAGCGGCGCAGCGCAGAGGCGACCGAGAGCGAGCCAGUGCGCGCCCGGGAGAGGCUGCCGUGGGGUGGGGACGAGGCGGAGGAGAGCGCGUCUAGCCCCGAGAGGAGGAGGAGGAGGAGGACGCACGGAGGAGCUGAGAGCUCGGUCCUGGGCAGCACCUGCAGCGGACGGCUGACCCGGCGGCCCCGUACCCCCGCGCCACUGGUCUCAGCCUCUAGUCCCCGCACUGCUGUCCUAGUAUUCUGUAAUGAAGAAACUGAGAAGAGAAAAUGACUUACUCAAGGCCACAGCACCAGAGACACAUGGAGCCUACAAACCUGCAGUAACCAAGGAACUUCUGGAUCCUGGAGCUGAUGCUUGCCCAUUCUUCCAAGGAUGGCACCACACCCCAGUUUCCCACUAGGAAAAAGACUGACCCGAGACACUCCUGGACAGUGAUCCCGAUGUCUCUUCUGUGCAGAGCAUCCAAGUGUGUGAUAACAUUUGGGCUGGGGACUGUGAGGAGGCAACAUGGCCUCUGCGGAGCCCCUGACGGCGCUGUCUCGCUGGUACCUCUAUGCCAUCCAUGGCUACUUCUGCGAGGUGAUGUUCACGGCUGCCUGGGAGUUUGUGGUGAACUUUAAUUGGAAAUUUCCGGGUGUCACCAGUGUCUGGGCCCUCUUCAUCUAUGGUACCUCAAUCCUUAUCGUGGAGAAGAUGUACCUGCGUCUGCGGGGCCGUUGCCACAUCCUGGUGCGUUGUCUCAUCUACACUCUCUGGACAUACCUGUGGGAGUUCACCACAGGCUAUAUCCUUCGCCAGUUUAAUGCCUGCCCCUGGGACUACUCCCAGUUUGACUUUGACUUCAUGGGUCUCAUCACCCUGGAGUAUGCUGUGCCCUGGUUCUGCGGUGCGCUCAUCAUGGAGCAGUUUAUCAUCCGCAACACCCUCCGUCUUCGCUUUGAACAGCAUGCUGAGCCUGGUGGACCUACUGCCUCCCUGGCUCUGGCUAACGGUCAUGUCAAGACAGAGUGAGGAGUGGAUCCGUGCAUGGACAGUGGCCCUGGGGCUGUCUUGAUCAACCCAUGAACAAAAACCAAAUGGGAGGAGCUGCUCUUAUUAUACACAACCUCUCCCUUCUAUGCCCACUGUGUCAAUACACACACACACACACACACACACACACACAUAUACGCACACACAGUCUGCACCCACAUACCAUCACCAUCCUCACCAGAACUGUGUGUGUCUGUUGUGCGUGUGUUAGAGGUGAAGGGUAACAGCUACAGUGGGAUGGGGGUGGGGGAUGGGGGGGAGCAUAUAUGUGAAUAACUCCCUAGCUCAGAAGAGAAGAGCAGAAUACCUGGAACUGAUUUGACUUUGAAAAACAGCACCCCAAUCCACUGACCAUGUGACUUUAAAAACUGGGUGACAAGUGGGAAGGCCCCAGGAGACCUCUCGGGUUUCCCACACCCACCUCUUCUUGGGCCCCCUCUCCCCACACCCACCACUGCCCUUUGGUCUCGGUGAAGGCAGCAGUUGGCUUGUUCCAUUAGGCAAUAUUCAGGUGCUUGCUUGCAACCAAUACCUCCCACGGGGCCCAAGGAGCUGAAGGACUAGAAGGAACUUGGCCAGGGCUUAGAGAAAACUCUGCUCUGCCAGCACAGGAGAUGGAGGCAGAGGCCCCACCUGCUGCCCCCUUCCCUGUAGCCCCAAAGCUGCUUUCUUGGUGUUUUCUGGGGCGCUCUGGUGCUGGAUCCCCACCAAACUUGGACUUUUGAAGGACUUAAUCCUCAAGUGCUCCGUGGAGUUUCCCCCUUUUUCCCUCUACCCUCUUCUUUUACUUUUGAACUAAGGAUAGCCUGCCUUUCUUGUCUCCUCCCCAGACAAGCCAACACAAGAAUUCCCAGAGAUAAAAACCUGAGAAAUCUUCUCCACCUGCCCCUACCCCUUCCCACCUUUGUUUUUUGCUCCUUUGCCAUAUGUCCUAGGGAGACUACACAGGCAGCAUCUUCCCUCCCAAAUCGUCUACUGUGAAAGUAUCUGGCAUCAUGGCCCUGAGCUUGUGACAAUGUCCCCUGGUGCUGGUCCCCUUCUCCCUUUUCAUAGCCACCUCUCUAACAGCCUUGCUGGAGGCUG